AUGAAGAAGCAGGCAAGUGAGAAGGAAGUAGAAGAUGCUAGGGUUGAGGAGGCAUCAAAGGAAACACCACUAAAGCCACUUGCUCCAUAUGUGCCCAAGAUUCCUUUUCCUCAAAGGUUAGCACAAGCUAAACUUGAGAAAAAGUUCUGUAAGUUCCUCGAUAUUCUUAAAAAGCUUCAUAUUAAUAUUCCAUUCCUAGAUGCCAUAUCUGAGAUACCUUCUUAUGCAAAAUUUUUAAAAGAUAUGUUAUCUAACAAGAGGAAAUUAGAAGACAAUACUACUGUUGCUUUGAAUGCAGAGUGUAGUGCUAUUUUGCAGAACACUCUCCCUAAGAAAUUAGGAGAUCCAGGUGCAAGUGUGAGUCUUAUGCCGUUGUCCAUAUGCAAGAAGCUACAGCUGGGUGAGCUUAAACCCACACGAAUAUCUCUACAACUUGCAGACAGGUCAGUGAAGUUUCCUUUGGGUGUACUUGAGGAUGUACCCCUCAGAUUAGGUAAGUUUUUCAUUCCAUGUGAUUUUGUUGUGAUGGAGAUGGAAGAAGAUGUGAAUGUUCCGAUCAUACUUGGUAGACCUUUCCUAGCUACUGCAGGUGCAAUCAUAGACAUGAAGAAAGGUAAGAUCACUUUUUGA
Messenger RNA from Chenopodium quinoa (quinoa), 630 nucleotides. RefSeq lists its product as uncharacterized. The transcript is spliced from 2 exons. The coding region runs from base 1 to 630 and encodes 209 amino acids. The record is from RefSeq and is a predicted model, not a curated record. NCBI's taxonomy places the organism in Eukaryota, Viridiplantae, Streptophyta, Magnoliopsida, Caryophyllales, Amaranthaceae.